Molecule: messenger RNA, 1227 nt
Organism: Parastagonospora nodorum SN15
Lineage: Eukaryota; Fungi; Ascomycota; Dothideomycetes; Pleosporales; Phaeosphaeriaceae
Exons: 2
Coding region: 1-1131 (376 amino acids)
Biological process (GO): aromatic amino acid biosynthetic process; chorismate biosynthetic process
Cellular component (GO): cytosol
Molecular function (GO): chorismate synthase activity; FMN binding
Source: RefSeq, a predicted model, not a curated record
AUGGCUCUCACAGACGCCGACAUCCAGCCCCAGAUGACACGCCGCAGACCGGGCCAGUCUGCCAUAACCACGCCGAGAAACGAGAAGGACCGUGUAGAGAUCCAGUCGGGCACCGAGUUUGGCAUCACGCUGGGCACGCCGAUUGGCCUGAAAGUCAUGAAUGAGAAUCAGAGGAAGCAGGACUAUGGCAACCAGACAAUGGACAUGUACCCCAGGCCAAGCCAUGCCGACUGGACGUACUUGGAGAAGUACGGUGUCAAGGCUAGCUCAGGCGGCGGCAGGAGCAGUGCGCGCGAGACGAUUGGCCGAGUCGCAGCUGGCGCAAUCGCAGAGAAGUACCUCCGCGAAGCGUACGGAAUCGAGAUUGUCUGUUUCACCGCCUCGAUCGGAAACGAGUUCCUCUUCCCUCCUACUCCCGAGCACCCCACCGCUACCACCAACCCCGAGUACCUCAAGCUCCUCGACACCAUCACUCGCGACAAGGUCGACGAGUUCCUGCCCGUCCGAUGUCCCGACGAGGAGGUCACGAGACGCAUGGAGGAUCUGAUUGCCAAAUACCGAGAUGCACAGGACAGCAUAGGCGGCACAGUGACGUGUGUGAUUAGGAACUGUCCAACCGGUCUCGGAGAGCCCUGCUUCGACAAGCUCGAGGCGAAACUGGCGCAUGCCAUGCUCUCCAUCCCAGCAACAAAGGGCUUUGAAAUCGGAUCAGGCUUCGGCGGCGCGCAACUCCCGGGCUCGGUUCACAACGACGCCUUCAUCAAGGCACCUGCCGUGCCCGCCGGCGAGAACCCGUCGGCAAACGUCCAGCGACCAAGACUCACCACCAAGACCAACAAUUCGGGCGGUAUCCAGGGCGGUAUCACCAACGGCGCGCCAAUCUACUUCAAUGUUGCGUUCAAGCCCCCUGCCACGAUUGGACAGGCGCAGACGACGGUAACAUACGACGAGAACGAUGGCGUGUUGGAAGCCAAGGGCCGGCACGACCCCUGCGUUGUACCUCGCGCGGUGCCUAUCGUGGAGACCAUGGCCGCGUUGGUAAUCAUCGAUGCCGUGUUGGCGCAACAGGCGAGGGCGGGAGCAAGAAGCCUGCUGCCUCCGUUGAAGGGCGUGACACCUGCGCGGAGCUAAGUGUGUGAGUAUGGGGAGAAUGCGUCUUGCUCAUCUUUAUUGGGUGGUACGCGAAGAUUAGACGGUAUCGCAAUGAAUUAGAAUUUGUAUGGACCA